AUGGAGCCAGAUUCAAAUAUACUUGAAUGUAUUGAUAUUGAUGAACAUUGUCAUGUUAGAUUUUCAAAUAUGAAUAAUAUAGAAAAAAAAGGAUUGGGCUAUUAUUCAAUAAAUGAGGCUAGAUUAACAUUAUGUAUUGGAGGAAGAGAAGUUAGAAUUCGUCAAAAUCCAAAUAUUUUUCAUUGUCAUAAAGAGGAUACAGGAAGUGUUUUAUGGAGAGCAUCGGUGGUUUGUUUAGAAUAUCUUCUUUCUCAACCAUGGUUUAUUUGUAAUCUACAAGAAUUCCAAAUUAUUGAAUUAGGAGCGGGUAUUUCAGGAAUAGGAGCUAUUUUAUUAGGAGAAAAGGUUGACAAAUACAUUUCUACAGAUAGAGAACAUAUUUUGAAAUAUUUAUACAAAAAUAUAGAUGAAAAUCUUAAAAUUAAAACAAAGAUUAAAGGAAAACAAGAAUCUUCUCUUGAAGAAAUAAAUAUAUAUGUAAUGGAGCUUAAUUGGUUUGAGAAACCAAAAACAUAUUUAAAAAACUUAGAGGGUUUUUUGGGGGAAACAUCUAAGAAUCUUUGUAUUCUAGCAUUUGAUACUAUAUAUAAUCCAAAUAUUACAAUUCACUUUGUCAAUACAUUAGUAUCAAUUUUCAAUCAUUUUCAAGAAAGGAAGAUACUUGCAAUAAUAGGGUUAGAACUUCGAAAUUAUGAUACACUUUAUGAUUUUCUUGAAAAAAUGCAAUCACACUUUUUUAUUCAAACCAUUUGUGAUGAACAAUUGCAAAAAGAAUAUCAAAUAUACAUUGUACAAUCAAAAUAG
Pneumocystis carinii B80 is the source of this 804-nucleotide messenger RNA. RefSeq lists its product as hypothetical. The record is from RefSeq and is a predicted model, not a curated record. The transcript has 2 exons. NCBI's taxonomy places the organism in Eukaryota, Fungi, Ascomycota, Pneumocystomycetes, Pneumocystales, Pneumocystaceae. The coding region runs from base 1 to 804 and encodes 267 amino acids.